Messenger RNA from Fundulus heteroclitus (mummichog), 1825 nucleotides. It is a transcript of the gene asb6, whose product is annotated as ankyrin repeat and SOCS box containing 6. The record is from RefSeq and is a predicted model, not a curated record. Gene Ontology annotation, cellular component: BRCA1-BARD1 complex. Lineage: Eukaryota; Metazoa; Chordata; Actinopteri; Cyprinodontiformes; Fundulidae. Gene Ontology annotation, biological process: intracellular signal transduction; protein ubiquitination. Gene Ontology annotation, molecular function: protein binding.
UGAAAUCGAGGUGGGACAGUUUGAGGCGCGAGGGAAGCUUCCUGUUUUGAAAUCAAACUCUGCUGCUGUCACUUCAGCGCUCGGGCGGGACAUUGUAUCAACUUCUUGGACUUUUGGUGUUAACGGCGGUGGAGCCAUGCCUUUCCUCCAUGGCUUCCGACGGAUCAUUUAUGAAUAUCAGCCGCUGGUAGACGCCGUCAUGCGUGUGGUUGGCAUAGAGGAAGAAGAAGGCGGCAAUGACAACAGUGCUGAGGAAGAGUCCAGUCGCUGUAGCUCUUUGGUGGAGCUGCUGGAGCAGGAGGCCCAGUCUGAGGUGUUCCUGGAAGGCAUCAGCUACUCCCUGUUUAAAAUGGCAGAGAGGGGACUGGUGACCGCAGCCAAGACCCUCCUACGAUAUGGAGCCGAUAUCAACUUUGAAGACCCCGUGUCAUACUACAACCCACUGCAUAUAGCUGUUUUAAGGAACAGGCCAAAUAUGGUGAGGCUGCUGGUUGGACAUGGAGCAGACAUUGAAAAGAGGGACAGGAUCCAUGAGUGCAGUCCCUUGGACUUUGCGAGUGAAGAGUCAGAGAGGCUGCCUUGCCUGAUCACAUUGCUGGAGCUGGGCGCUGAUGUAAAUGCAAGGGACAAUCAUGGGAAGUCGCCUUUGCUCCAUGCAUUAGCGAGCAGCGAUGGACUGACUGUGCACAACACAGAGAACAUCCGGCUCUUUCUGGAGAGAGGGGCCGACAUCAACGCUGCUACUGUAGAAGGCGAAACGGUGGCGUCGUCGUUGGUGUUCCUGGUGAAAGAGGCUCUGGAGGCUAGCCCGGAGGACGCCUCCGAAAUCGGUCAGUUCUGCCUGAAAACCACACAGCUACUACUGUCCCACGGCAUGGACCCCAGCUGCUGUCUGAACGACGACGGCGAACCCUCCCUGACGCAGACGAGCCUGGAGCACUUCGACUCGCUCUUCCCUCUGGCUGUGCUCCUAAUCCAGAGUGGAGCCUCUUUGGUUUGCUCGCGCCACAGUUCGUCCUGUUGGUCGGGUUACAGCCUCCUUUUCCAGAGGCUUCAAACAGCCCUGCGGCGGUGCACGGAUCAGAGCUACGCAGCUGAACUCCUGGAGCAAGGUGAGAUGCUGCUGGACUUGGCGAGGGUGAACGUACCAACGCUGAAUCUAUCACAGAGGCAGGGGCUCCCUGUAGACAGUCUGGACUCUCACCCGUAUGCUCAGGCUCUAAUAGACCUACAUAAUCGUGUAGUGGAGCGUGAAGGAAGCCCGCCGCCUCUAUGUUGCCUUUCUAGGGCAUUCAUAAGGAGUUACCUACAGCCCUGGCCACUGGUGGACAGAGUGAAAGCAUUGCCUUUACCAGACAGACUGAAAGACUUUCUUCUUCCUGAGCUUACCUACACCCCAAAGGCUGGCUGGGGCUGCUUCAAGCCCCAGCAGAGCCAGGGUUAAUAUAAACUGCUAAUUUCUCUUGAAUUAAAUUGUCCAUGCUAUUCCACAGAAAUGAAGCAAAAUGUGACAAAACCUCAAUGCCUUUGCGUUCUUAAUUAUUUUUGCCUUUUUUUUUCCCUUUUUACUUUGAGAUACAAAUUUAUGUUUGUAGAAUCUUUGAAUGUAUGUAUUUUUAAUUUGGUCUGCAAAGGGGCGUAUUUUCUGUACAGCUAAGUCUAAAUGUGAAGGCCUUAAAGGCUGCAGUACAAAAUGAAAACCGCCAGAUGGCAGUGUUGAAUCACAGCAGCAGACGCUGUGAUCUAUGAUUUUUAUUUUGAUGUUUUUUUUUUAUUUUAUUUUUGUUGUUACCCAUUAAAAUUCAUCCAGCUGGUUCAAAUCCAA